Molecule: messenger RNA, 3037 nt
Organism: Zea mays
Lineage: Eukaryota; Viridiplantae; Streptophyta; Magnoliopsida; Poales; Poaceae
Exons: 3
Coding region: 251-2839 (862 amino acids)
Source: RefSeq, marked validated
CACCUCAAGACAUCACUGCCGGCCCUGCAGCUCAAAAGAUGAGCAACACUCACCAACAUACAAAGCAGCAGCCACCUGCAGCUACAGUGAUCGACCCCCUCUAUAUCUACGCACACAUCUCCCUGAUCUCGUCUUCAGUUCAGCCUCGCAACUGCCACCGGAUCUUUCAGCACUGACUGCCGUCGUUGCUGCAUCAAAUCUGUCUUGGCAGGUGUAGCUACCAGCUAGCUAUAGGUGGCUCGCUGGAGAGAUGAGGGCCGGGGGGUGCACGGUGCAGCAGUCGCUGACGGCGGAGGCCGCGGCGGUGGUGAAGCAGGCGGUGAGCCUUGCGCGGCGGCGCGGGAACGCGCAGGUGACGCCGCUACACGUGGCGAGCGCGAUGCUAGCGGCGCCCACGGGGUUGCUGCGCGCGGCGUGCCUCCGCUCGCACUCCCACCCGCUGCAGUGCAAGGCGCUGGAGCUGUGCUUCAACGUGGCGCUGAACCGCCUCCCCGCGUCGGCCGCGGUCGCCUCGUCGCCGCUGCUCGGCGGGCACGGCCACCACCACCACCACCACUACUACCCGCCGUCCCUGUCCAACGCGCUCGUGGCGGCGUUCAAGCGCGCGCAGGCGCACCAGCGGCGCGGGUCCGUGGAGAGCCAGCAGCAGCCGGUGCUCGCCGUCAAGAUCGAGCUGGAGCAGCUCGUGGUGUCCAUCCUCGACGACCCCAGCGUCAGCCGCGUGAUGCGCGAGGCUGGCUUCUCCAGCACCCAGGUGAAGGCCAACGUGGAGCAGGCCGUGUGCAGCAGCACCACCACAACAAGCACCGCGGCCGCGGCCACCGCUCCCAGCAAAAACCCUAAUCCUAGCAGCUCUGCUGCCACCGCAAGCCCACCUCAGGAAGCCGCCAAAGGCAACAAGCUGCCGCUCCACCAAGCGCGCGACGAGGACGUCGCCGCCGUCCUGGACUGCCUGGCCUCGCGGAGCAAGAGGAGGGUGGUCGUCAUCGCGGAGAGCGCGGCGGCGGCCGAGGCCACGGCGCAUGCGGCCAUGGACAAGAUCAAGAGCGCCGAGGCGAAGCACGACGCGCUGCGAGGCGCGCAGGUCGUCAGCGUCCGCGUGUCGUCGUUCCGCGAGAUGGCGAGGGAGGAGACCGAGCGGCGGCUUGGCGAGCUGCGGUGCCUCGUCAGGGGCAGGAGGGGGCAGGUCGUCGUGCUCGUCGUGGAGGACCUCAAGUGGGCGGCCGAGUUCUGGGCGGGUCACGUCGUCCAGAGCGGGAGGAGAGGGUACUACUACUGCUCCGUCGAGCACGUCGUCACCGAGCUGCGCGCCCUGGCGAGCGGCGGCGGCGGCAGCCUGUGCUGGCUCCUCGGGUUCGGGACGUACCAGGCCUACACGAGGUGUCGGGUGGGGCAGCCGUCGCUGGAGAGCCUGUGGGAGCUCCAGACGCUCACCGUGCCCGCCGGCAGCCUCGCGCUGAGCCUCAACUGCGCCUUCGACGACAGUGCUCUAGGUCUAGGCACGGUCAAUCAGUCCAUGAAAGCGGGCUCAUCUGACACGGAUGGGAACGGACCAGCGUCUUGCUGGCCGCUUUUGGCCGGCAGCAAGCUGAUCUCCAGAUGCUGCGGCGGCGACUGCUCCGCCGCGAGGAUCGAGACGACGAAGGCGGCGCUGCCUCGGACGCCGUUCGUCUCGUCGUCCAGCCUCCCUUCCUGGCUCCAGCAUUGCCGUGAUCAUCAGGAGCCCGCUACCCAUCUUACGGAUGAUCUCGGCAAGACAUGGAGCUCCAUCUGCAGCAGCAGCAGGCCGUCACAGCGAACGACGACGCUGCAUUUCUCGGCGCCGGUGUCUCCGGCCUCCUCCAUCUCUUCCUACGAGCACGGCGGCGGCCAGUCGCAGCAGCCUCGCCACUCGUGGCUCCUCGCCGGCCUCGACGCCGCGCACCACCCGUGGAGACCCAAGCGCGAGGCCAGCAUCAGGUCCCACGACUCCGGCGCCUCCAACGGCUCCGUGGAGGUGGAGUGCCGCGCCAGGUUCAAGGAGCUCAACGCCGAGAACCUCAAGCUGCUCUGCGGCGCGCUGGAGAAGGAGGUGCCGUGGCAGAAGGAGAUCGUCCCCGAGGUCGCGAGCGCCGUCCUGCAGUGCCGGUCGGGGAUCGCCAAGAGGCGCGACAAGUCCAGGUCGGCGGACGCCAAGGAGGAGACGUGGAUGCUCUUCCUCGGAGGCGACGCCGACGGCAAGGAGAGGGUUGCGAGGGAGCUCGCCAGGCUCGUGUUCGGGUUACGCAGCAGCUUUUUGUCCAUCAGGCCUGGCGGUGUCGUCUCCGCCUCGUCGCCACCGCCGGCCUCGUCAGGCUCCUCCGAGGGGCACAGGAGUAGUAAGCGCCCACGGAUGCCGGAGGAGGAGCCGGCGGCCUACUACCUAGAGCGGUUGCACGAGGCUGUCUCCGAAAACCCACACCGGGUCAUAUUCAUGGAGGACGUCGAGCGGGCUGACCGGGACUGCCAGCUCCGCAUCAAGGAGGCGAUCGAGAGCGGGGUGGUGCGGAACCAUGCUGGUCAAGAGGUCGGCGUGGGCGACGCCAUCGUCAUCCUCAGCUGCGAGAGCUUUGGCGACAGCAGGUCUAGUAGAGCUUGCUCGCCGCCGAGCAAGAAGGUGAAGGUAGAGAUGGAGGAGGCCAAGGAGGAGCGCGCAGGUGACCAUGAACACAACCAAGAUGGUGUUUCCAAGCCGUCUCCAUCUUGCAUAGAUUUGAACGUGGACAUGGAGAGUGAUCAGGCGGACGAGCCAAGUCUCGGUGAUCAGUGUCUGCUCACGGCCGUCGACAGGGCCCUAUUCUUCAGAAGACAGGACAACUAGUGACUGACAGUGUACAUUGGAGUUGAAGGCUCCGUGGUCGUUCCAACGUGCUCAGUUCUGAUAAGAACCUAGAUUAGUUGCAUGGGCAAUAGGGCAUCCAGUCUAAUUGGCAUUUUCUUUAGUUCAUGUUUUUUAGGUUUAUCUUUUUUUUUGCUGUCUUCGUUUUAGAGAAUUGGAUCGCUGGUGUAUUUGGGCUUC